GAAGAGAUCUGCUGUCUCAGCCAUGCAGGUGCAUUGAAGAGUGAAUUGUUCACACACAUGCGGAAGGACGUUAUCUGUGUUUGCCUGGGUCGCCAUGGUGUCAUCCCAACAGAAGACCAAGAGCCCAGUGAUGGAGUCUGCCUUUAACUUUGUCCUUGGAGCAGUGGCUGGAGGUACACUGGGAGCCAUAGAAGUACCUGUGAAUCAAGCCAUGACUGAAAUCAUUUCAGGAACCCUUAUAAAACCUAUCACAGAUGGCAUGAAGACUGUUGGGGCACUGGGAUUGGGAACUAUUCUAGGAGCAACUGCCCUCACCACAUCAAUCACAUCGAUCGUGUUGGGGGUCACUAUGGCUGCUUCAGUGGGCUUGUUGCUCUUAAGAGUGGUAAAGAGUGAGGGAUGGGCCAUAAUUGGGCUUGUUGCGGCCCUGGCCAUGACAUCAAGCGGUGCGGCAAUGGGGGCCAUCAUUGAACAACUUGUGCGCUAUGGUGUGGUCAGUCUGCUCUGGGCGCUGGGGAUUUUCACAGUGUUAAAACUGUUAAUGCACACUGUUGUGCGGUUUGCAUGCAGGGAAUGGGAUUGCUGUGGAAGUUUGGAAAACAGCAAUGAGGAUAGUAACACCGAACAAGAGAGACUAGAUGCUUUGAAGGAACAACAAAGACAGCGAGUGGCAGUGGAGAUUGAACAAAGGAUUAUCACCCUUGAGAUGGAAAAAACUCAAGAGGAAAAGCUUGAAGACAGAUCUGAUUGGAAGGCCCAACAAAGACAAAGAGAGAAAAUAGAGAAACAAUACCAGAAGGCUUUUGAGGUGGAAAUGAAGCACAGGACCUCUCAACAGCACCUACGUAAAGUCAUAGCCAAAUACAUGGAGUUUUGGGCAUUUUCUGGCAUCCCAAUGACAGUGACUGCCUCUGUGACAGCUGGAUUUGGCAUCUUUGGCUUUGGAGCUUACAGAUUUGUUUUUGUUAUACUGAUAGUCCUGGUUUUGUGCAUGUCCUUUGGGCUAAUGAGGUCACGGCAUUUGACAUUUUGGAUGUUUAUAGGCUGCAUGACAAUGUUUGCCACAUUUGCUAUCGCUGUGUUGACCGUCCAUGCCGGACAGGAGGUGGCAGGGAUGUCCGUAAAAAUGCGCAGGGCAGGACAAGAGAUAAGCAAGGAAAACAUCAGCUUCCGUAUGACCCACACGUCCUCCGUAGAGGCAAUAUCUGCUGGGUUCUUCGUGACAAAAGUUUGUCAGGUUGGUUUAGGGGCCACAGUCGGUGGUCCAUUGGCCCAAGAGAUAGAUGGAAAGGCAGUAGUGGGGGCGUCUGUAGUAGCUGUGUUCGUUCUGAUGAUAGUUAGAGCAUCACCACUGAUACUGGGAGCUGGUGGUACAGCUGGAGCUUUGCUGGGAGUGGUUGGAGCAGCUGGUGUGUCCAUGGGGGCCGCUGCAGCUGUAGCAGGAAAAUCGUCCUCAUGGGUAGGAACAAUAGUAACCAUUGCUGGGAUGAUCUUUGGUUUAUUAAUAUUUGGAAGGUGGGACUUUGUUAACACUGGACUUCAGAUAUCUGUGGCAUACAUUUUUGCCAUGACAAAUCUUCAUUGAAAUUCCUUGAUGCAGUCUUUUAUGUUGAAAUGAAAUUAAUCGGAUAGCUUUGUAUUUGAAGCUAGGAUUGAUUAGCAUCUCUGGACAUUACUGUGUGACAUAAUUUUUUUAAUAUGUUUUUUUUAAUUGGUGUAUGCAUUUUACUGCACUUUUUGCUUUUU
Messenger RNA from Triplophysa rosa, 1746 nucleotides. RefSeq lists its product as uncharacterized. The transcript has 2 exons. Lineage: Eukaryota; Metazoa; Chordata; Actinopteri; Cypriniformes; Nemacheilidae. Bases 95 to 1585 code for a protein of 496 amino acids. The record is from RefSeq and is a predicted model, not a curated record.